AUGGCUACACCAAUGCACCCUGCUAGUUCAGUUGAAAAAGAUUAUUCAGGAGAAAAAGUGGUCCAAAAACCCUAUAGAGGAAUGACAGGAUCCCUACUUUACCUUACCGCUUCUAGACCUGUCAUCAUAUUUAGUGUAUGUCGAAGAUUUCAAGCUGACCUUAUGGAAUCACAUGUAACUCCUGUCAAGAGAAUCCUCAGAUACCUUAAAGGCACAAACUUAGUGGAUAUUGUGAUUCUGAUUAUGCUGGAGAUAAACUUGAGAGAAAGAGCACCAGUGGCAAUGCACCUUUUUAGAUAUUUAUCUUCAUUUAAAGCAGCUUGGAGACUAUUUGCCUUUGAUAUCAAUUAUAGAGAACCUGUUGUUGAGCGUUUGUCUUUUCACUUUCCAAAUGAACAAGUUGUGGUUUAUGAGGAUGGUGUUUCAUUGCAAGAUGUAAUUGACAAUCCAAACUCUCAUGAGUCAAAAUUCUUAGGAUGGAUGGAUGCAAAUAGAAAAUAUCUCGAAGCAAGAAAUCUUACAUGUAGUGAAUUUCCUGCAAUGUUUGUUUGGAACAAAAGCAAGUAUAAGUGGACUAAGAGUAAGAAGGGAUUUGCAAUUGGAAGAUUGCAGUUUAUUCAUCUUGGAAGUGGCCAAUUGUAUUACAUGAGAAUAUUUCUUAAUCAUGUCAGAGGGGCAAAAUCAUUUGAUGAUAUCAGAACUAUAAAUAAUAUUAUCUAUGGCACCUAG
Molecule: messenger RNA, 729 nt
Organism: Cicer arietinum (chickpea)
Lineage: Eukaryota; Viridiplantae; Streptophyta; Magnoliopsida; Fabales; Fabaceae
Source: RefSeq, a predicted model, not a curated record